Molecule: messenger RNA, 2782 nt
Organism: Ciona intestinalis (vase tunicate)
Lineage: Eukaryota; Metazoa; Chordata; Ascidiacea; Phlebobranchia; Cionidae
Source: RefSeq, a predicted model, not a curated record
UCAAAUGAACAUAUAAGUCAAGGCCUUGUAUAAAACUACGCUCAAUACAAUGUUAAAGCAGGAUUUAUUGGACUGCAUUCAUUCGAAAGCUCGCUGGAAUGCGGUCCAUCAAAGCAAGAAGGUCAGCUUUGAGACCAAUCCAAACUUAGAAAGAAAUGUAGACCUUAACCGGGCUGUUCAAGAGCUGCUGUAUUUGCCUGAUUAUAACCUUGCUGAAACACGACCUUCGGAGCUGUUGGGCGAACGCUAUGGUCAAAAACACCCGAUUUUUACAGUGCAGGAUAUAACGGGAAGACAAUUUUGGCCAUUCGUCGCCAGUGAUCUGUGGUUUGAUUGUUCGUCACUCCGCGUCACAGAGGGAAGGCUGUUGAACGCUUUACGCCAAACUUUUAGAGAACUGGAAAAGGCCGGACAUGUUGUAAAAUACACAACCGAUAUCUACGAAAGCGUAUUCACUUCUCGUAACCGAACCUGUUUGAAGACAACGUAUCUCGAAUCACUUCCCAAGGAUUGUCAGAGCAUAAACACUAUUUCUGAUUCAACUAAAAGUGCAGUGGGUGAAGCUAUGGACGAAGAGAUGUCAAAAAUUACGUUUACUUACUAUGGGACCUCAAUUGAUCAAUUAUAUGACGUACUCAAACGCGAGUCACUUUGUGACGUCACAGUAGAAGAAAUACGAAGGCAAAACGUAACCAAAGAAGAACAAGAUAUUGCAAGGCAAUUACCCACUUUGCAAAAACUAUGCAAGAAAAGUAAUAUAUUUUCAAGUUCCCGAAAAGAGCAGAUCAACGACCUGCGUUCAAAUUCAAGGCAAAGGAAUUGGAAUAUUCCCGAACCACAGCGGUAUUUAAAUAAAAGGCCGUGUGCCGUCGGACGUCGUCCUAAUCACCAACUAAAUCAAUUGAUGACGCAACGAAAAGAGGCGAUGACGUCACUAAUGAACCCACUCAACCGUCACCUGCUGAUGGAGAAGAUUCAGAUAAAGAGAAGUCAAAUAGCAAGGAGGAAAACGCUGCACGGGAUGCUCAAUACUGCGUUUCAUAAAUCUACCGACCCGUACGAAAAGUGGUGGUUCCACUCCAAUGACCUGAUGUCCAACGUAAACGUGAAGCAGGUAGACCAAACUGCCUCCAACACUUCGUUCUUCGGUAACAGCUGGAUACUUGACACUGUGACGUCAUCAAACAAUGACGCAGGGGAGGGGAUCUCUUUCACCUCAACCAAAAAAAGAACAUCUGGAGAUAUUCUUGUUGAAAACUUGGCUGCAGUUGAUACUUGGAAGUGCCAAUGCGACAUUUGCACAGGUGCCUUCCUGCAGCUCAACCAAGACUUAUUGGCUAGAUCUAGCCCUGGUGACUUUGUUUUGAGCAUGAGGCAAAGUGGGAAUCGUAGCGGAAAGCCAGCUGUCAACGGUAAAAAAGGAAACCGCCGAAACUCAAAGUGGGCUGGCAAGAACAAGGACCAGCAGGACGAAGGAAAACACAGACCACGCAGUUCAAUAAAACCAAAGUCGUCCAGUGGAAGCGACGGCCUAAGUAAGUCGAGGACGGCAUCAGCUAAAUCAAGAAUCGAUUCAGCAAAUUCGAAACCAACAUCACAAAUAGCAAACAGCAACUCCACAAAGUCGAAAAUUGAUUCCAAUCAUUCAAAGUCAGACUCCAACAAGACGUCAGUUUCGAAAAAGACAGUUGACGAAACGGGAGAUACGCACAAUCGCAAAAGUUCUGCAAAGAAACCCAAGCCUGGCGCAAAAACCAAAAGAGGGCAACAGAAACGUCGAAAUUCCAAAGUUCCGCUCAACAACGACAUCUGGUGGGAAAGUUUAAGCACAUAUGUUACUCCCCACUGGAAAGCAAAGGCAGGCGCAAAAUCACGAAGGAGUGAGGAAAAAUCGGACGACUCUUCACUGAAUGUUGCCAAUACUGACACAAACUCAAUCAAUGUCAACAAACUAAAAAUAAGUUACAGUUUCGAUCGAUUAAGAAGUAAAAAAGAGAAACGAUCAAGUAUAACGUCACAGGAUGAUAACGCCACAACUGAAAUAAAAGUAGUGAUAACACGUGCUGUCUCAAUGAACUCGAAGGCAUUGAACGCUCAUGGAAUUCUUUAUACUUAUGUUCCGGGAGCAUCGAAAGAUUUCAGAAAGCUUCAACUUCCUGCUGAUGUAAGAAAGUCUGGAAUUCCUGGACCAGAGGACCACGUCGGUGAUACUGAACAAGAAAUUCUUGGGACAUACCACGAAAAAGCUCCAAAUACGAAAAAAACUCUGACCGACUCCGAGCACGCGUUAGUCUUUGAAACAACUAUUGUGCCACCCACUUUGCCGGACAACAAACUUGAAAACUCGGACUCGAAGUGUUUUGAAUUUCUGACAUCCCAAAAAUCCUGUGCGUUCAUGGCAGAUCAGAAUGCUUCCCGCCAGGAUGAACAACCCAGCCUCCCUUAUGAAAAUGAACAAUUUUUCGAAACCGCCUUACCGAAGGAAUUUGCAGCCCUAUGCGUCGCCUCCUUGCGGUUGUUUGUGGUCAGGACCGAAACGGUGAUGACGAGCAAUGGUUUCAAGAGAGUUGACAGUCUUACGAUCAACCGAACGCCGCUGUUUACAUACGGAGAGGAUAGUAAACAACAAAAGAAAUAAGAAACCAAGUUGCUACAUUAUGAAAUUUAUUAUAUUACCGAUAAAGGGGCUGAUACAGCGGUUUAACGUCACUUAAAACAAACCACAGCGGUAUACGUGUAGUAAUGGAAAACCAUAACACAUGAGUUAAAGAAAGUGCUAUAU